This is a messenger RNA of Acaromyces ingoldii, 1341 nucleotides long. RefSeq names its product PLC-like phosphodiesterase. The coding region runs from base 117 to 1241 and encodes 374 amino acids. The record is from RefSeq and is a predicted model, not a curated record. The transcript is spliced from 2 exons. Gene Ontology annotation, biological process: lipid metabolic process. Lineage: Eukaryota; Fungi; Basidiomycota; Exobasidiomycetes; Exobasidiales; Cryptobasidiaceae. Gene Ontology annotation, molecular function: phosphoric diester hydrolase activity.
CAAUAACGACGACCACGGACUCCUCAGCGAGCUUGCGAUGCUCCUCUGACAACCAUAGAGCUUGUACCUCUCACGAAGCAGGCUAACGACCCAGUAACGACCAAAUCUUAACGACAAUGCGCUCUAUCAUCUUGCUCUUCGCUCUCCUCUUCUCCUGCUCUCAUGCCUUGCCCCUUUCCGACAAGAGCAAGACCACCACCAACACGACAGGGACAUGCAAUGGCCACGCUUCCCUCUGCAACCAGAGCUAUGCCAACGUUGUCUACGCUGGGGCGCAUAAUUCGUACGCUGUUGGCUCUGGCAUUAGCGACAAUCAGAACCUCAACGCUUCGCAAGCCCUCGUCAAAGGGAUACGCCUGCUGCAGAAUCAAGGGCACGACAACUCUGGCAUCUUCAACAUAAGUAGCUCGAGCGGGAAUGGCACAAAUGGGCAGAAUGUGACAGCAGCACAGGCCGGUCAGGAUAACCCAAGUCAAAUCAGCCUCUGCCACACUAGCUGUUACCUGGAGGAUGGCGGAUACCUUGAGAGUUGGCUUGCCCAGGCCAAGUCCUGGCUGGAUGUGAACCCCAACGAGGUCAUCACUCUCCUCCUCACUAAUCCGGAUCACUUGCCGUACACUCGCUGGGAAGCCGGACUUCGAUAUGCAGGCUUCAACGAGAUCAAUGUCUGGGCACCUACCAAUCGUUCCAACUUCACACGAGAUCAGUGGCCAACACUGGGCGACAUGAUCUCCUCUGGAAAGCGGACCGUGAUUGCCAUGGACUACGAGGCAAAUGAGACGAAGCUGCCAUGGCUCCUCGACGAGUUCGCCUACAUGUGGGAGAACCCGUACGACCAGCUAUCCUACCCCUUCAAUUGCAGCUUGGACCGUGGGAGCAAGCCACAGGACAAGCUUUACUUUAUGAACCAUGUCAAGGACGUCCAGAACUUUGGCAUCUCCACACCCGACAAGGCCAACCUGAAUAUCACCAAUGCUCAGGAUGGACCCAAUGGUGUCGUUGAGACUGUCGAUCGGUGCACUAAGGAGAGAGCGGAGAGACCAACCUACGUUCUGGUCGACUUCUUUGGUGUACCGGCAACGACCGGUGUCCUCGCAGCCAUGGACCAACUCAACAAUGUCAGCAUCACGGCGCCGACUCGGGCGGGCAAGUCUGCCGCUCGGCCCUCUUCACACCAUCCUCCUCUAUUUCCUCUCUUCCUUUUCGCCCUGUCGUUGCCCUUGGCACUUUCGCACCUCUAGUAGGCUGCUUGACGCCCUACGCAAAUGCUCGUCUUGCAUCUAUUCCUGUAAAUUUUUCGCUCCGAGCAACAAUAGAUGCUGACCUUCGUGAGGUGUGACC